Molecule: messenger RNA, 1821 nt
Organism: Peronospora belbahrii
Lineage: Eukaryota; Oomycota; Peronosporomycetes; Peronosporales; Peronosporaceae
Source: the annotation of a GenBank genome assembly
AUGGCAUCUACCGGUACCUUUAUACCAGCAUCAAGUCUUUUAACAGGCGAGCUAAGUCCUAGUAGCAGCCAAGGCAGCAGUAAUGAAGCCCAUGCAGCACCAAUUUUGGCAUCUCGCUUUGCCCAGCGACGUUUACGUGUCGUGACGGAACCCAAACACAGUAAUAAGAUGCAUCAUACGCGAACGUUAUCGGAACUUAUUCUCUUGUCACCUCAAAGUAGCUCACGUAUUACACCACGCCAUAAGCGCUUUGAUAUGGAUAUUGAAGUAUCGAGCUUUUUUGCAGCAGGAGAAGGUCUUGUAGACCUUAUGGGCAGUAGCAGGAGCUUUCGUCAAUUAAAUGAACGUCAUUCGACGGGGUUUUCCUCCUUCUUUGGGGAAGAUAUUUCAAGCACCAGUGGGUUAUAUCCGAAUCCGGAGACACACAACCAGCAUGAUGAAAUGGAUACGGAAGAAGACGGACCAGAGCCAGAGGUUGAACCUCCAAUUGAGCCAGUAGAAGUGCAGCAUAAUGUAGGAGAAGUCGUUGAUAUGCUGUUUGAAAUCCACUCGGCGCUUAAGAGCAGACAUUUGGGACAACGUACUGCAGCAUCUGCAUUGGCUGCUAGUAAUUUGGUGAGCACAUUAGCGUACCCGACUUUGGAGCCAAUUACGAGAGAUGAACAAUUGGAAGUGCUGGAGAAUACACGUAAGAUGCUGGAGUGUGCCAUAUGUCAGGAGGUUUUUACGAAUGCAACGGAAGCUACGUGCUGUGGACAGAUCUUUUGUAAAGACUGUAUUGAGCGUUGGGUGAGUGAGAGAGGCUCGUGUCCUAUGUGCCGAGAAGCCAUUGGUUUUUCACUUUUGGCGGCGUCACGACAUGCGCAGCGGAUGGCAAACGAGAUGGAGGUGAGCUGUCCAUACUGCUCUGAGAACAUGAAGAAGGCUAGCCUCGUAGACCAUGUGAGCGCAUGCGACCAGGCUCCUGUGGAGCCCCCACCGCCGGCAGAUGUGGCGCUGCGUCAGCUUCUUAUUCGCACUGCAAGACUUAAUAGCGCCUGCUUGGCACGGUUUUUGAUGGCAUCGUCGCCCCCGCAAGCUUUGAUGAUGCAGUGCUAUAUCCGCACACGCGGGGGAGGCAACUACGAACUGUACACACAGGACACGGACACACUGCUGUGCACAGCAGUACGUCGACGGCAGUACGAUAUGUCGGUAAGCUUUAUCAUCUCGUUAGCGACGAAUGUGUACUCGGCAUCCGAACAGAUGGAUGCGGUUGGUGCUUAUCCGGUGAACGCAGCGGUGCCUGUGGCAAGACUAGACAAGAACUACAUGGGCUCUCAGUACACAAUGUACGAUACGACUGGUGAAGUUCCACUUGAAUUGGGCGCCGUGCAGUAUGCAGCCACGUUCGGCAAGUCACCGCGUCAGAUGCGUGUUGUGCUGCCACUUGUGGGAGUUAUUCCUGGCGUUGACAGCGCUGUAGAUGGCGCUCCGUCGUGGGCGGUGCAGCCGUGGAGACCCGAGACCAAGGAGGACACGAUUCUUUCACAGGUGGAAAAUCCGGAUACUUCUCGCGCCUUGCACCUGAUUAACAAACCGCCUGUGUGGAUCGAGUCGCUCGAGGCCUACUGUCUAGAUUUUGGUGGUCGUGUAGCUGCUGCCUCUGUCAAGAACUUCCUGCUCUCACACCCUGACGACAUGGACACAACACUCAUGCUUUUUGGCCGUACUCAAGACCGUCAAGUUUAUUCGAUGGACUAUGCCCACCCAUUCACUCCAGUGCAAGCUUUCGCGAUUGCUCUGAGCAGCAUGGAUUCACAUCUCGUGACCUUUGAUUAG